GCGCAGCGCGGGCCGAGGGCGGGCGGGCGGCGCGCGAACAUGGCGACGGUGCCCGUGUACUGCGUGUGCCGGCUCCCCUACGACGUUACCCGCUUCAUGAUCGAGUGCGACGCCUGCAAGGACUGGUUCCACGGCAGCUGCGUGGGAGUGGAAGAGGAGGAGGCCCCGGACAUCGACAUAUACCACUGCCCGAACUGCGAGAAAACCCACGGGAAGUCUACCCUGAAGAAGAAGCGGGCCUGGCACAAGCACGGCCCAGGGCAGACGCCCGACGUGAAGCCCGUACAGAACGGCAGCCAGCUCUUCAUCAAGGAGCUGCGGAGUCGGACCUUCCCCAGCGCGGAAGACGUGGUGGUGCGUGUGCCCGGCAGCCAGCUCACGCUGGGCUACAUGGAGGAGCACGGCUUCACUGAGCCCAUCCUCGUGCCCAAGAAAGACGGGCUGGGCCUGGCGGUCCCGGCCCCCACCUUCUAUGUCAGCGACGUUGAGAACUACGUGGGCCCGGAGCGGAGCGUGGACGUGACGGAUGUGGCCAAGCAGAAGGACUGCAAGAUGAAGCUGAAGGAGUUUGUGGACUAUUACUACAGCACCAACCGCAAGCGGGUCCUCAACCUCACCAGCCUCGAGUUCUCCGACACCAGGAUGUCCAGCUUCGUGGAGCCGCCUGACAUUGUCAAGAAGCUGUCCUGGGUGGAGACCUGCUGGCCGGAUGACGCGCUGCUGGCCAAGCCCAAGGUGACCAAGUACUGCCUGAUCUGCGUGAAGGACAGCUACACCGACUUCCACAUCGACUCGGGGGGCGCCUCCGCCUGGUACCACGUGCUCAAGGGGGAGAAGAUCUUCUAUCUCAUCAAGCCGGCUUCGGCAAACAUCUCCCUGUACGAGCGCUGGCAGUCGGCCGCGAACCACAGCGAGAUGUUCUUUGCGGACCAGGUGGACAGGUGUUACAAGUGCACCCUCAAGCAGGGCCAGACGCUCUUCGUCCCCUCAGGCUGGAUUUACGCCACGCUCACGCCUGUGGACUGCCUGGCCUUCGCGGGACAUUUCCUCCACAGCCUGAGUGUGGAGAUGCAGAUGAGAGCAUAUGAGGUGGAAAGGAGAUUGAAACUCGGCAGCCUGACUCAGUUUCCCAACUUUGAAACUGCCUGUUGGUACAUGGGGAAGCAUUUGCUGGAGGCGUUUAAAGGUUCUCACAAGUCUGGGAAGCAGCUGCCCCCUCAUUUAGUCCAAGGAGCUAAAAUUCUCAAUGGUGCUUUUAGAUCAUGGACGAAAAAGCAGGCUUUGGCGGAGCAUGAAGACGAACUCCCAGAGCACUUCAAACCCUCCCAGCUCAUCAAAGACCUCGCCAAAGAGAUCCGGCUCAGCGAGAAUGCCUCCAAGGCCACCCGACCUGAAGUGACCCCAGCCAUCUCCUCAGAUGAGGUCUGUUUUGGGGACCGGGAGAAGGAGGAGCCCCCAUCCCCUAUUGAGGCCAGCCCUCCUCGGUCCUUCCUGGAGAAAGUGUCCAAGAAAAAGACUCCCAAAACCGUGAAGAUGCCCAAGCCGUCCAAAGUCCCCAAACCCCCGAAGCCCCCGAAGUCCCCAAAGCCCCCCAAACCCCUAAAGCUCAAGGAUGGGAGCAAGAAGAAAGGGAAGAAGUGCAGGGGGGCGGCCUCACCCACCAUCCCCAACCUGGACCUGCUGGAGGCCCACACCAAGGAGGCGCUGACCAAGAUCGAGCCGCCCAAGAAAAGCAAGGCCACAAAGAGUGUCCUGAGUGUGCCCAACAAGGAGGUGAUCAGUUCACAGAAUGACGUGGAGAGGCUAGAAAUCCGCGAACAGACUAAAAGCAAGUCAGAAGCCAAGUGGAAGUACAAGAACAGCAAGCCCGACUCCCUGCUGAAGAUGGAGGAGGAGCAGAGGCUGGAGAAGUCUCCUCUGUCGGGAAACAAGGACACCAAGUUCUCGUUUUCCUUCAACAAGAGACUGCUGGGCUCCAAGGCCCUGAAGCCGCAGCCCGGGCCCGGCGUGUUUGGGGCCGUGCAGGGCUUCAAGGGAGACAAGCCCCAGCCCGUGCGGGACGAGUACGAGUACGUGUCUGAUGACGGGGAGCUCAAGAUUGACGAGUUCCCCAUCAGGAGGAAGCGGAGUGCCCCCAAGAGAGACUUGUCCUUCUUACUGGACGGGAAGGAGCCGCUGCCCACGCCUGUUACGAAGCCAAAGCUGGACUCGGCGCUCUACAAGAGUGAGGAGUCCUCUGAUGAGGGCUCGCUGCACAUCGACACAGACACCAAGCCCGCCCGCAACGCCAAAGUGAAGAAGGACGGCGGGGGCUCGGCCGCGGGCAUCCUGGACCUGCUGCAGGCCAGCGAGGAGGUCGGAGCGCUCGAGUACAACCCCAACAGCCAGCCCCCGGCCUCCCCCAGCACGCAGGAAGCAAUUCAGGGAAUGCUGUCCAUGGCCAACCUGCAGGCCUCCGACUCCUGUCUGCAGACCACGUGGGGCGCUGGCCAGGCCAAGGGCAGCUCGCUGGCGGCCCACGGCGCCCGGAAGAACGGGGGUGGCGGCAAGGGCGCCGGCAAGCGGCUGCUGAAGAGGGCGGCCAAGAACAGCGUGGACCUGGAUGAUUACGAGGAGGAGCAGGACCACCUGGACGCCUGCUUCAAGGACUCAGACUACGUUUACCCCUCCCUGGAGUCUGACGAGGACAGUCCGGUCUUCAAGUCUCGGUCCAAGAAGAGGAAGGGCUCGGACGACGCCCCCUACAGCCCCACAGCGAGGGUCGGCCCAUCGGUGCCCAGGCAGGACAGGCCUGUGCGUGAGGGCACCAGAGUGGCCUCCAUCGAGACUGGGCUGGCAGCGGCCGCAGCCAAGCUGUCCCAGCAGGAGGAGCAGAAGAGCAGGAAGAAGAAGAACACCAAGAGGAAGCCGGCUCCCAGCAUCCCCUCGCCCCCUGCCCCCGCCCCCGCCCCCGCCCCCGCCCCCGCCUCCGCCAGCACCACUUCCGGCUCCACCACCUCGGCCUCCACCACCUCGGCCUCUGCCACAUCGGCCUCCGCCACCCCAGCCUCCACCACCCCGGCCUCCACCACCCCGGCCUCCACCAGUACGGCCAGCAGCCAGGCCUCGCAGGAGGGCAGCUCGCCCGAGCCCCCACCGGAGUCUCACAGCAGCAGCCUGGCGGACCACGAGUACACGGCGGCCGGCGCCUUUGCAGGGGCCCAGGCUGGCCGCGCCUCCCAGCCCAUGGCCCCGGGGGUCUUCCUCACGCAGAGGCGGCCCUCCGUGUCAUCCCCCAACAACACCGCUGCCAAAGGAAAACGUACAAAAAAGGGCAUGGCCACCGCCAAGCAGAGGCUUGGGAAAAUUUUGAAAAUUCAUCGGAACGGAAAACUACUCCUUUAAAGUUUGGAAAGCCAGGAUCCUUCCGCUCCGCUCAGGACCCCCGGAGCCCCGCUAGAACAUCUGCCCCCAGGAGGGUGGCCACGCUGCCUCGCCCCAGGGAGGGCCUGGCUCCUACUGGCCACCACUCCCCCCGUACGAGCGGAGCUCACCAAUGUGGACAGAUGUCCUUUCUCAAGUUGCUUAGAGUGACCAGUUCCCGAAACUCGGCCCUGCCCGUGUGAGGACCAUUCCAGUUUCAGGACAGCCUCCAGGCACCCCCGAGUGUGGGUGUGAUUGCAGGGCCUCCGCAGCUCUGCUGGGAGCAUGAGUCCUUCGAGGAAGGAGGAGUGAGCCAAUGCUCACCAGGCCCAGAGUCUGAGCUGGCCACAGGCUGGUAGCCUCCAGAGGCUUAAAAAAGGCAAAGAACACUAGAGAGGAAGAGGAGGAGAAAGCGGGGUCUUGUGUGCCCCCCUGCUCUUCCUGAGUGAUUCUCAGACAGUCCAGAGAGCGUUCGGCCCGGCCGGGAGAGGGGCCUCUGUGUUCCGUGGCCAGCAAGUUGGCGGGCUGGACGGUGGACGCCGUGCCCUGACCGGCUGGGGCGUUUCUCGGGACGCUGGGGCCGGCCGCAGGGUCUGUGAUAGUGGGCGGGGGCGCUGUCGUGGGUCCCCCUGGAAGGGCCGGGCCCAGCCACGACAGGGGGAGGGGGCCUGGGAGCCCAGGCUAAGCCAUGUGGGUGGGCCCCGUCCAGCCCCACCGGCUACACUCGGAGAAGCACUUGUCAGCCGAGGCACCUGCCCGGCGGGGCGGACGGCGGCUGGGCGGCCCGAACUUCUGUCUCGUCACCUGUCGGUGUUUGGUGUCGAGGCCUCGGGCGGGUCCCCGACCGCACGUCCUCUGCCUGGCGGCACGGAGGGGCUGGAUUUGUUUCUCAGGCAAUCCUGUAUUUUAAUUUUAGAUGUACUUCCUGAAGCAUAUUUUUCAUAGAAUGUAGCGUGUACAUAGCUUUUUAAAUAACUUCUUUUUAUAAGAGUAAAAGUAUCUUUAGGAAUUUCUUUCUAUAGAGCCCUUCAUUAACAUUUAUACGAGUUUUUUGCCGAGUCUGAUGGGCAGUUGGGUUUCCAGUGCUUUUCCUUUCCUUCUUUCUUUUCACUGUUAUUGUCGAUAUAAUUUUUUUCUCUUAGGAACUAAGGUAUUGCCUGAAAAACAAGUGAUGUCUGUGCAGCCUUAUAUCUGUCUUUACAGAAGCAAAUCGCACGCACGAGACCUGUUCCAGAUGCGAUCAGAGAGGGUCUUCAACUCGAAUACCAGCUCUUUCUUUCCUUCCUGUUGGCGGAGGGGGUGGGGACGCAGUUAUUUUUACUAGCACCUUGUGGAGUGUUUCUGUGUUUUGUGAUGCUGUAAUUUAUUACUGUUUGUAGCUUUUUAUAUUUGUACAUUUCUUAUGAGCUUUGUUUAUACGCCCGUCCCCGGGCGCUGUGUCCGUGCGCAGAGGUGGCCCGCGCUGCGGGGGUGUGGCCCCGGCCCGGAGGCUGGCGGGAGGUCGCCGGCCCCAACGGAGCCACCCUGGCGUCUGCGAGGUUUCCUUUCCCGUCCUUGUUGAACAUUUAUAUAAUCUAACCCGGCCAUCAAGCUGUUCUCUUUCUCUCUCUCUUUUAUUUUUUAAAGUUUAUUAUUAUUAUUUGGCAACAUGUACAUUUCUAACAAAGUUUACCGUGGCUAUUAAAGUGUUUUAUUUCCUGAUUCAUAUUACUCUUGUAUCGAGUCCAUGAGGUCUAAGGCAGCUUAGAUCAAAGUUUUAAAAGAGUAAAAAUAUUUCAGGUUUUGUACAGAA
This is a messenger RNA of Hyaena hyaena (striped hyena), 5194 nucleotides long. It is a transcript of the gene PHF2, whose product is annotated as PHD finger protein 2. The transcript is spliced from 22 exons. Lineage: Eukaryota; Metazoa; Chordata; Mammalia; Carnivora; Hyaenidae. The coding region runs from base 40 to 3384 and encodes 1114 amino acids. The record is from RefSeq and is a predicted model, not a curated record. Gene Ontology annotation, biological process: regulation of transcription by RNA polymerase II; protein demethylation. Gene Ontology annotation, molecular function: transcription coregulator activity; histone demethylase activity.